GCAGCCAACCUGCGAACUAAAUAGGAUCGAUGUGCAUCCGACUUCCGACAGUAAACCAGCAGAAGUAUAAGACAUGGCGGCAUCGCGGAUGGUUCGUAUUGCCUUGGGCAGGCAAUUUUCCAGUCAAAUACCCUCGAAUGCAGCUGUAUCAGGGCACGGGCCGGAGGCUAUUAAGUUCUGGAAGAAUCUUUCUUAUUUUGUCGCUUUCCCUGCCAUAAUUCUCUGCACGGUGAAUACCUAUCUGGUGCACGAAGAGGAACACAAGCAACCGCGGCCUGAAUUUAUUCCAUAUGACCACUUGCGUAUCCGUACCAAGAGUUUUCCAUGGGGUGAUGGCCAGCAUACUCUAUUCCACAGUCCGGAGUACAACGCACUUCCAACUGGUUAUGAGACUGAAGACCCUCACCACCACUAAAUUAUGGCAUUAUGUCAACCAAAACAUAAGUCUCUAUUAAAGAUAGCUAAUUAAAGAUAGUGUACUAGGUACAGACCAUCGUGGUGUGUAAUUGUAACCUGAUGUAAGGUGAAUCACUACAAUAAAACAGGUCAAAAAGUUUGUCACUA
Messenger RNA from Athalia rosae (coleseed sawfly), 564 nucleotides. Its product is annotated as cytochrome c oxidase subunit 6A2, mitochondrial-like. Gene Ontology annotation, biological process: mitochondrial electron transport, cytochrome c to oxygen. Bases 74 to 415 code for a protein of 113 amino acids. Gene Ontology annotation, molecular function: enzyme regulator activity. NCBI's taxonomy places the organism in Eukaryota, Metazoa, Arthropoda, Insecta, Hymenoptera, Athaliidae. The record is from RefSeq and is a predicted model, not a curated record. Gene Ontology annotation, cellular component: mitochondrial inner membrane. The transcript has 3 exons.